Molecule: messenger RNA, 3326 nt
Organism: Antechinus flavipes (yellow-footed antechinus)
Lineage: Eukaryota; Metazoa; Chordata; Mammalia; Dasyuromorphia; Dasyuridae
Gene: EML3
Product: EMAP like 3
Exons: 22
Coding region: 407-3079 (890 amino acids)
Biological process (GO): microtubule cytoskeleton organization
Cellular component (GO): mitotic spindle
Molecular function (GO): microtubule binding
Source: RefSeq, a predicted model, not a curated record
GGAGAACUGGGGGCUAGUGGGGGGGCGGGGGGAGGCCCGGGGGCCGGGAGGGGGCCCGCGGGUCACGGGAGGUCUCGGGCCCUUUGCCCCGCCCUCCCUUCCGCCCCCGUGGGAGUAGAGCCGGGCCCGGGCAGGGAGGGGUUACCAGGCGGCCCGCCCCCCCAGUGCCCUCCCCCCCAGUGCUUCCUGGCUGCUCGGCGUCCGGCGGCUGUUUGCGCCGCGGAGUCGGGGCCCCCGCGCUGCUCCCCUGCCCCUCCCGGGGCCAGAUCCCUCCUGCACCCCGACGGGGGCUCCCCCGGGCGGCCGCUCCCCGCCCGCUCGCCCAGUGCCCUCCGCGGGCGGGCCAUGGCCCUGGCAUCGCCCCAGCCUUAGACGCGGCGGCCGCUCCAGCGCCCCGGGGGGCAGAAUGGACGGGGCCGCGGGGCCGGGUGAGGGACGGGCUGGAGGCUGGGAGUCUCCCGGCUGCCCCAGCCUGGGCUCCUUGAGCCGGAGGCUCCGGGUUCAAGAGGAGGAGAUGGAGCUGGUGAAAGCCGCCUUGGCCGAGGUUCUGCGGAGACUCAGGCUGCAGGAGGGGCCCCCGGGAGGCUCAGCGGGCCCGGCCCCCCCGCUCAGUGACAGCCCUCCGGCCCCUCCGGGACUGCCGCCGCCUCCAGGCCCUGCGCUGGUGAGCCGGGGCACCCAGACAGACUCGGAGACCGAGGCCAAGGCCGCCUUGAGCAACGGGCCCCCAGCCCCUCCUGGGCGGGGAGAAGAGGAGCCGGGGGGCGCCCACCCGGAAGGCGGCGGUGGGGGCUCCCCCGGGGUGCUUCGGCCCUUGCCGCUCCCUCAGCGGGGGGACACGCCCCGCAGGAAUUCCUCCUCGUCAGCCUCCCCGGCAGAACGGCCUCGACAGAAGCUCUCCCGAAAAGCUGCCUCUUCCGCCAACCUGCUGCUGCGCUCGGGCAGCUCGGAAAGCCGAGGGGGGAAGGAUCCAGUCUCCAGCCCCGGGGGCCCCGGUUCUCGGAGGAGCAAUUAUAACCUGGAGGGCAUCUCUGUGAAGAUGUUCCUUCGAGGCCGGCCCAUCACCAUGUACAUCCCGUCGGGCGUCCGAAGUCCCGAGGAGCUGCCCAGCGGCCCGCCCCCCGAGAACCUCAGCCUUGACUGGGUUUACGGGUACAGGGGCCGAGACUCGCGCUCCAACUUGUUUGUGCUGCGAUCCGGGGAAGUCGUUUACUUCAUCGCCUGCGUGGUGGUGCUGUAUCGCCCGGGAGGGGGCCCGGGAGGCCCCGGGGGUGGCGGCCAGAGGCACUACUUGGGGCACACAGACUGCGUCCGCUGUCUUGCCGUCCAUCCCGACGGGGUCCGGGUAGCUUCUGGGCAGACGGCCGGGGUCGACAAGGAUGGGAAGCCCCUUCAGCCAGUAGUUCACAUCUGGGAUUCAGAGAAGCUCCACAAGCUACAGGAGAUCGGACUUGGGGUGUUUGAGAGAGGAGUUGGGGCCCUCGCCUUCUCGGUCUCGGAUCAGGGCAGCUUCCUGUGUGUGGUGGAUGACUCCAAUGAGCACAUGCUGUCCGUCUGGGACUGGAACCGAGGCGCCAAGCUGGUGGAAAUCAAGAGCACCAACGACUCCGUCCUGGCCGUCGGCUUCAAUCCCCGAGACAGCAGUUGUAUCGUCACCAGCGGGAAGUCCCACGUCCACUUCUGGAACUGGUCUAUUGGAGGAGGAGCUCAGGGCAAUGGGGGUCUCACACGGAAACAGGGUGUCUUUGGGAAAUACAAGAAGCCCAAAUUUGUUCCCUGCUUUGUGUUCCUUCCGGAUGGAGACAUCCUCACUGGGGACUCAGAAGGGACCAUCCUCACCUGGGGGCGGAGCCCGCCUGACUCCAGGACCCCAGGCAGGGGUGGGACUAAAGAGACCUUUGGGAUCGUAGCCCAGACCCGAGCCCACGAGGGCUCCAUCUUCGCUCUGUGUCUGCUGAGGGACGGGACUGUGCUGAGCGGGGGUGGGCGGGAUCGCCGGCUGGUCCAGUGGGGGCCGGGGCUCAUGGCCCUCCAGGAGGCCGAGAUCCCAGAACAGUUUGGAGCUGUCCGCGCCAUCGCCGAAGGGCUCGGCUCGGAGCUGCUGGUGGGCACCACCAAGAACGCGCUGCUCAGGGGAGACCUGACUCAGGGCUUUUCCCCUGUGAUCCAGGGUCACACCGAUGAGCUCUGGGGUCUCUGCACUCACCCCUCCCUGAACCGCUUCCUCACCUGUGGCCACGACCGGCAGCUCUGUCUGUGGGACGGGGAGUCCCACGCCUUGGCCUGGAGCCUUGAUCUCAAGGAGACGGGUCUCUGUGCUGAUUUCCACCCCAGUGGGAAGGUCGUGGCUGUGGGACUAAACACUGGGAGGUGGCUGGUUCUGGACACAGAGACUCGAGAGCUCGUAUCCGAUGUCACGGACGGUAAUGAGCAGCUCUCAGUUGUCAGGUAUAGUCCAGAUGGGAUGUACCUGGCCAUCGGUUCCCAUGACAACAUGAUCUACAUCUACAGCGUCUCCAGCGACGGGGCCAAGUGCAACCGCUUUGGCCGAUGUGUGGGGCACUCCAGCUUCAUCACCCAUCUCGACUGGUCCAAGGAUGGGAGCUUCAUCAUGUCCAAUUCUGGGGACUACGAGAUCCUCUACUGGGACGUGGCAGGGGGCUGCAAGCUGCUGAGAAAUCGCUAUGAGAGCCGGGACCGAGAGUGGGCCACCUAUACCUGUGUCCUGGGGUUCCACGUGUAUGGCGUGUGGCCGGACGGCUCCGACGGGACCGAUAUCAACUCUCUGUGCCGCUCCCACAACGAGCGGGUGGUGGCCGUGGCCGAUGACUUCUGCAAGGUGCACCUGUUUCUGUACCCCUGUGCCCGGGCCAAGGCUCCCAGCCGAAAGUACGGAGGCCACGGCAGCCACGUCACCAGUGUCCGGUUCACUCAUGACGAUUCUCACCUCAUCUCACUGGGAGGAAAGGAUGCGAGCAUUUUCCAGUGGCGCAUGCUGGGGGGCGGGGGCUCUGGAGCAGCCCCCGCCACGCCCUCCCGCACCCCUUCCCUGUCCCCCGCCUCCUCGCUGGAUGCCUGACCCCACCGGGACUAGAUGGGGGGGGGGGUGUGUAGAGGUCGCUUCUUGCCCCACCUCCGUCGCCCCCCUCCCCCCACCAAGGACCAGGAGCCUUCUCUUCCAACUUCGUUACAUUCCGUGCCUUCUCCCGGCCGGGGAGGGGCGUUGGGACCCCCCAACACUGUACAGAACCGCAGGCUGAGCCGAGCAGCCCCGCCCCCUCCCAGACCCCGCAGCAGAGCGGAGGCAAUAAAACCAAUGCAAAGUC